AGGUUCCUACAGAACAGCCUGGCUUUCCUGGGCCGUCGGUGCUUCCUGGAGUUCCAUGGAAAAUGGGAGGCCUCCUGAUCCUGCAGACUGGGCUGUGAUGGACGUCGUGGAUUAUUUCCGAACAGCAGGAUUUGAGGAGCAAGCCAGUGUUUUUCAGGAACAGGAAAUUGAUGGAAAAUCCCUGCUUUUGAUGACGAGAAAUGACGUGUUGACAGGACUUCAGUUAAAAUUGGGGCCUGCUCUGAAAAUCUAUGAGUAUCAUGUAAAACCUCUUCAGACCAAGCAUUUAAAAAACAGCUCUUCAUAGUAAAAAUCACGUUGAGGACUCAGUCCUCAGAACAAAAUACACAAUGAUGUAAUUUAGUUUCAUGUUGUGAAACUUCAAAAACAGAAUACAUACAUGUGCAUAUGUAAAGAAUUUUAAUCCAAAAAAAGUGUUAUCCUAUUGGAUAGACUAAGGCAAUCCAUCAGCUGGCCUGACCCAGCCUGGAAGAGCAUAAACAGAGUGGACAUGAGAUGGUUGUCCUUGUUAAGCUGAGUCAUCAUUGACUUUUAGGUAGCCCCCACCUCAGGGGCUUUGAAAUUACAAGAACUUUCUUUAUUUCAUCAUAAUAGUUUUCCACUAACUCCUUAAUAAAGAGGGUAGAAGUGGAAUGAGUGUCUUUGGUUUAUAGAAUCAGAAAUGAGCACAAACAAAACCCUUUGGGGGAGGAAGAGAGGAGAGAGGGAUUGCUGUCUCUCCUGAGGCACUCUGUUCCUGGAUGUAUAUUCCUUGGAUGGAAUUGCCAACACCCUUUUUUUGUAGAGGGUGCUCCACUUGACCUUGUUAAGGUUUCACAGGGAUAUGCUGUGCUGUGUUUGAUUCGAACAUGAGCCAGGCCCCCUUAGGAACAGAACUCUCUCUGAGGAGAGAAACUUGUUUUGCACUGGAGAUAUCCAUUGUAAUCAACUUACUGUCAUGGGGGGCAAGACUAUUUCCUGCUUACAUUGGUUCCUUGUUGCUGAAGAAAGCAUUUUUUUGUUGUUGUUUGUUUUGUUGUUGCUUUAUGGUUUGUAUUUAUAUUAAUUUCUUGCUUAAGAGAUUUGCCAAGAGUUAAUAGAUCCCAAAGCUUUGUUAAUAGCACAGAAUAUUUUUCUAUAUAUGUAGUCCUCCAUAAUGCUGUAAUAUUUUUUAAUUGUCCUAUGUUGUGUUUGGUCCCAGGUUUGAGUACUUGUCUUUCAGAACUUGAAAAAGUGGGCUUGCUACAUCUCUGUUCAAAGAGACACUUAUUGAGUGAUGUACAUCCGUGCCUCAUUGAGUUGGUGCUUUGUAAUUGCAAUAAAACACCCCUUCAUUUCGCCAAGCAAAAGAAACCCUAGGAAGAAG
Psammomys obesus (fat sand rat) is the source of this 1366-nucleotide messenger RNA. RefSeq names its product sterile alpha motif domain containing 13 (gene Samd13). The record is from RefSeq and is a predicted model, not a curated record. The coding region runs from base 56 to 307 and encodes 83 amino acids. The transcript is spliced from 4 exons. Gene Ontology annotation, molecular function: protein binding. NCBI's taxonomy places the organism in Eukaryota, Metazoa, Chordata, Mammalia, Rodentia, Muridae.